Molecule: messenger RNA, 1395 nt
Organism: Piliocolobus tephrosceles (Ugandan red Colobus)
Lineage: Eukaryota; Metazoa; Chordata; Mammalia; Primates; Cercopithecidae
Product: putative protein FAM90A5P
Exons: 4
Coding region: 1-1395 (464 amino acids)
Source: RefSeq, a predicted model, not a curated record
AUGAUGGCACGUCGUGACCCCAAAAGUGGGGCAAACAGACUCGUGAGAGCCCACACCUUCCAGAAGCAGCAGAGGGCCCCAGUUGGGCCAAGGACUCCCCCACCCGAUGAAGAAGAUCCCAGGGUCAAGUGCAAAAACUGCGGGGCCUUUGGCCACACGGCCAGAAGUACCAGGUGCCCCAUGAAAUGCUGGAACGGAGCCCUGGUUCCCCAGGCCUUUGGGAGAAAGGAAGGGAAGGAAAACCUGAAACCAUGGAAGCCCCAGGUUCGAGGGAACCCGGGGCUCUUGAACAAGGAAAAGGGAGAGAAGGAAGAGAGACCAAGGCAACAAGACCCGCAGAGGAAGGCUCUCCUCCAGAUCCUUUCCGGGAAACCUCCGGAGAAGCCGCUGCCAAAUCGAAAAGAAUCCAUGGAAUCUUGUGAUUGUCUGAGGGUUGCAAGCAGGCCAAUGGCGGUCCACACAACCAAUAAGAGGCCACGCUUGGACCCUGCCCUCACUGAUGGCUCAGCUACCAAAAUGUCUGACAUGGUAUCCGUCUUGGCUUCACUGUCUCCCCUGAGAAAAGCCAGGCUGAGCUCCUCGUCAAGUCUCCGACCAAAGGAACGACAGACAGGGUCCCUGGCCGACAUCCCUCAGCCUGAAGUCAGGCGGCAGGGCCCGGAGCCUCUCGUCGUGGUGAAGCCAACACACAGCAGGCCUCAGGGUGGCUGUCGAGAAGUUCCCCAGGCUGCCUCCAAGCCCCACGGCCUGAUCCAGGACAUCAGGCCCCAGGCACAAGACAAACGUCCGGCGUUGACCUCACAGCCCUGCCCACCAGCCGACACACACAGCUUGGGCCUCAGCUCCAAUCUCAGUUUCAGGUCAGGAGCCAAGAGACCUGCCCAGGCUCCGACGCAGGCUUGCCUGAACUUCCCCAAGAAACCGAGAAUGAGUCCUUUCCAGAUGCCUGAAAAUGCCAUCCAGGGAGGUGAGCUGGGUGCCCCAGAGACUCUCCAACCUCCGCCAGCUGCAACCGAACGCAGACCAAGUCCGUCGCCCCAGAUGAGCAGGGGGACACCCGCCCAGGUGCCCAGCAGCGACUGGCAGCCUCCGCACAGCAGACCUUGCCUGCCUACUGUCCAGGCCUGCACCAUGUCCCAUCACCCAGCGGCCAGCCACGAUGGGGCUCAGCCUCUCAGAAUGCUCUUCCGGAGACUGGAAAAUGGAUGGUGGAGCUCCAGCCUUCUGACAGCUCCCUCGUUCCCCUCUCCUGAGAAGCCGGGAGCCCUCCUCGCUCACAGCCCUCAUGUCUCAGAGAAGUCUGAGGCUCCCUGUGUUCCUGUCCCCCUGAGUGUCCUCUAUGAGGACCUUCAGGUUUCCUCCUCCUCAGAGGACAGCGAUUCUGACCUGGAGUGA